Molecule: messenger RNA, 4901 nt
Organism: Megalops cyprinoides (Indo-Pacific tarpon)
Lineage: Eukaryota; Metazoa; Chordata; Actinopteri; Elopiformes; Megalopidae
Gene: med14
Product: mediator complex subunit 14
Exons: 31
Coding region: 222-4541 (1439 amino acids)
Biological process (GO): regulation of transcription by RNA polymerase II
Cellular component (GO): core mediator complex; mediator complex
Molecular function (GO): transcription coregulator activity
Source: RefSeq, a predicted model, not a curated record
CAAUGAAGAUGGCGGGGUUAAAGCUCUGAGGCAUCUGCUUUACGACAAUAAUCAGAGGAUGUGUACUAUCUUUUCGAUCGGGCGAAGACGCCAGUGCCCGGCCAAGACGAACACGGCGUAGUGUAAAAGCGGAGAGUUCCUGCCCAAAGUGAUCAGAGACCAUCAGACUCGAGAACUUUCUUUCUCGAUCUUCCAUCGCUUUCCAAUAGACUGUUUUUAAAAUGGCUCCGGUGCAAAUUGGUCCAGAUGGCCAACUGGUCCCAGCCGGGGGUCCAACUUCAGCACCUCAACCCCCUCCUCCGGGUGCCCCAGCAACACACGGGGUCCGACUCAGCUUGCUGAUUGAAUUCCUCCUGCAAAGAACCUAUCAUGAAAUAACCUUGCUGGCUGAACUUCUCCCCAGGAAAACGGACAUGGAAAGGAAAAUUGAGAUAGUGCAGUUUGCCAGCCGGACUCGCCAGCUCUUCGUGCGCCUGUUGGCCCUAGUGAAGUGGGCCAGCAAUGCAGGGAAGGUGGAGAAAUGUGCGAUGAUCUCCAGCUUCCUGGAUCAGCAGGCCUUCCUGUUUGUGGACACAGCGGACAGGCUAGCGUCACUGGCGAGGGAUGCCCUGGUUCACGCUCGCCUGCCCAGUUUCGCCAUCCCCUUCGCCAUUGAUGUGCUGACCACGGGCUCAUACCCACGACUGCCCACCUGUAUCAGGGACAAGAUCAUUCCUCCUGACCCCAUCACCAAGGCGGAGAAGCAGACCACCCUGAACCAGCUGAGCCAGAUCCUCCGCCACCGCCUGGUCACCACAGACCUGCCCCCGCAGCUGGCGAACCUCACUGUCGCAAACGGGCGGGUGAAGUUCCGGGUGGAGGGCGAGUUUGAGGCCACGUUGACGGUGAUGGGGGACGAUCCGGACAUCCCGUGGAGGCUCCUGAAGCUGGAGAUCCUGGUGGAGGACAAGGAGACGGGAGAUGGCCGAGCCCUGGUGCACAGCAUGCAGGUGAACUUCAUCCACGAGCUGGUGCAGUCCCGCCUCUUCGCAGAUGAGAAGCCCCUGCAGGAUAUGUACAACUGCCUGCACUCCUUCUGCCUGUCGCUGCAGCUGGAGGUGCUGCACUCGCAGACCCUCAUGCUGAUCCGGGAGCGCUGGGGCGACCUGGUCCAGGUGGAGCGCUACAUCCCCGCCAAGUGCCUCACCCUCGCCGUCUGGAACCAACAGGUCCUCGGCCGGAAGACGGGCACCGCCUCUGUCCACAAGGUCAAUAUCAAGAUCGACGAGUCUGACGGUUCCAAGCCCUUGCAAAUAUCCCAUGAGCCUCCACUGCCAGCCUGUGACUCCAAACUAAUGGAGAGAGCCAUGAAGAUUGACCAUCUGUCGGUGGAGAAGCUGCUGAUCGACAGCGUCCACGCCCGCUCCCAUCAGAAGCUGCAGGAGCUCAAAGCCAUAUUGAAGGGCUAUAACCCCGCCGAUAGCUCCUUUAUAGAGACCGCCCUCCCCACCCUGGUCAUACCCAUCUUGGAGCCCUGCGGUCGCUCUGAGUGUCUCCACAUAUUCGUUGAUUUGCAUUCCGGAAUGUUCCAGCCAAUGCUGUAUGGAAUUGAUCAGUCAAUGCUGGAUGACAUUGAGAAGUCCCUCAACGACGACAUGAAACGCAUCAUCUCCUGGCUUCAGCAGCUCAAGUUUUGGCUGGGGGAGCAGCGUUGCAGGCAGUCGGUGAAACACCUCCCCACGAUCUGCAGCGACACCCUGCACCUCUCCAACGCCUCCUCCCACCCCGCCGGCAGCCUGUCCAAGCACCGCCUCUUCAUCAAGCUGACCCGCCUCCCACAGUACUACAUUGUGGUGGAGAUGUUCGACGUCCCCGGAUGCCCCACGGAGCUGGAGUAUAAGUACUACUUCCUGUCAGUGACCCAGCUGGAGGGCGAGGAGGGUCCGCCCUGCGCCCAGCUGCUGCAGCAGUUCAAGCCCAACCUGGAGCAGCUGGUGCUGGACUCCACCCCGAGCAGGGGCGCCCGGCCCGGAGCCAAGAGGAAGCUGUCUGGGGACCAAGGCACCAUUGAACCCAAAAAGCCCAAGCGUUCGGGGGAGAUGUGCGCCUUCAACAAGGUGCUGGCCCACCUGGUGGCCAUGUGUGACACCAACAUGCCCUUCAUCGGCCUGCGCUGUGAGCUGUCCAACAUGGAGAUCCCUCACCAGGGGGUGCAGGUAGAGGGGGACGGCUGUAGCCACGCCAUACGCCUCCUCAGGAUCCCCCCCUGUAAGGGUGUCAGUGAGGAGACUCAGAAGGCCCUGGAGCGCUCCCUGCUGGACUGCACCUUCCGGCUGCAGGGCCGCAACAACCGGACCUGGGUGGCAGAGCUGGUCUUCUCCAACUGCCCCCUCGCCAGCACCUCCAGCAAGGAGCAAGCCUCCACGCGCCACGUGUACCUGACCUACGAGAACCCCCUGUCGGAACCGGUGGGCGGACGCAAGGUGGUGGAGAUGUUCCUCAACGACUGGAGCAGCGUCAGCCGGCUGUACGAGUGCGUGCUGGAGUUCUCUCGCUCCUUGCUAGACAUGCCCUCCUACCUCAGUGUCUUCUCGGAGAUCCGGUUGUAUAAUUACCGAAAACUGGUCCUGUGCUACGGCAGCACUAAGGGGAGCUCGGUGACGAUCCAGUGGAACUCGGUGACACAGCGGUUCCACAUCUCCCUGGGCACGGUGGGGCCCAACUCCGGCUGCAGCAACUGCCACAACAUCAUCCUCCACCAACUGCAGGAGAUGUUCAACAAGACGCCCAACGUGGUGCAGCUGCUGCAGGUUCUGUCUGACACCCAGGGUCCCCUCAAUGCCAUCAAUAAGCUGCCCACAGUGCCCAUGCUGGGCCUGACCCAGAGAACCAACACGGCCUACCAGUGCUUCUCCAUCCUGCCCCAGUCCCCCACACACAUCCGCCUGGCCUUCCGCAACAUGUACUGCAUCGACAUCUACUGCCGCAGCCGCGGUGUGGUGGCCAUCCGCGACGGUGCCUACAGCCUCUUCGACAACACCAAGAUCGUGGAGGGCUUCUACCCAGCUCCGGGCCUGAAGACAUUCCUGAACAUGUUCGUGGACAGCAACCAGGACGCACGGCGACGAUCCGUCAACGAGGACGACAACCCUCCGUCCCCGGUGGGUGUGGAUGUAAUGGACUCCCUCAUGUCCCAGCUCCAGCCAGGGCAGGCUCAACAGCAGUUCGUGAAGCAGCAGCCGGGUGGUGGAGUCUACCCUCCCCUGACGUCACCCCCCAACCCCUACCACACCAACGUGGCGCCCUCCCCCUCCAUGAUGCCCACACAGUCUCCCGGGAACAUCCACGCAGCCAACUCGCCUAGCGGUGCGCUGCGGGCCCCGUCGCCCUUCGGCCCCACCCCGUCUCCCUCCUCUCUGGGGAUUUCUAUGGGGCAGACGUCCAGCUUUGCCAGCCCGCAUGGAGCCCUGGACCCCAGCUCUCCCUACGCCAUGGUCUCUCCCAGCCAGCGAGCGGGCACCUGGCCGGGCUCCCCCCAGGUUUCCGGGCCCUCACCCGGCGCCCGCAUCCAUGGCAUGUCACCAGGCAACCCCUCCCUCCACUCCCCCAUCCCGGACGCCUCGCACUCCCCCCGCGCUGGGACCAGCUCCCAGGCCAUGCCGACCAACAUGCCGCCCCCCCGUAAGCUACCUCAGCGCUCCUGGGCCGCCUCCAUCCCCACCAUCCUCACCCACAGUGCCUUGCAUGUGCUGCUGCUGCCCUCGCCCACGCCGUGCCUGGUGCCGGGGCUGGCGGGCAGCUACCUGUGCUCCCCGCUGGAGCGCUUCCUGGGCUCCGUCAUCAUGAGGAGGCACCUACAGAGGAUCAUCCAGCAGGAGUCCAAUCUCUCCAUUGUCAACUCCAGCGAGCCCGGGGUCAUCAUGUUCAAGACCGACGUGCUCAAGUGCAGGGUGGCGCUGAACCCCAAGACCUACCAGACCCUGCAGCUGAAGGUGACCCCUGAGAACGCGGGGCCCUGGUCCACAGAGGAGCUGCAGGUCCUUGAGAAGUUCUUUGAGACCAGGGUGGCUGGGCCUCCCUUCAAGUACAACACGCUGAACGCCUUCACCAAGCUGCUGGGGGCUCCCACCAACAUCCUCAGGGACUGCGUGCGCAUCAUGAAGCUGGAGCUGUUCCCAGAGCAGGCCACCCAGCUGAAGUGGAGCGUGCAGUUCUGUCUGACCAUCCCCCCCAGCGCCCCGCCCAUCGCCCCCCCAGGGACCAUCGCCGUGGUGCUCAAAUCCAAGAUGCUGUUUUUCCUCCAGCUGACCCAGCGGCUGCCCGUGCCCCAGGAGCCGGUCAGCAUCAUCGUGCCCAUUGUGUACGACAUGGCGACGGGCCUCACCCAGCAGGCUGACAUCCCGCGCCAGCAGAGCUCAUCGGGCGCCGCCGCCCUCAUGGUCAGCAGCAUCCUCAAGAGGUUCAACGACAUGCACCCAGCGCGCCAAGGUGAAUGCACAAUCUUUGCUUCAGUUCAUGAACUCAUGGCCAGUCUCACAUUGCCCCCUGGUGGACGCCCUUAGCACAGCAUCUCUUGGAAUAGAAUCCAAAUUUGGGAUUGCAUUUCACAGCGAAGUGGGGACACUACACGCACUGGCUACCUGAUGUCUGAGUACAGAUGCCUCUUCUUGGCUGCAGCCAUAGAACUUUUACAAGUCUGGUAUAUUAUGUGUUAAAAAGGGAGUGGAUUAUGAUCAGCCAUUGAACACUAUGUUUUUUAUAUAAAGAAGAAAUUGUAAAAUGAAUGAAGAGCCAACUAGAGGAAGAACCUCUAGGGUAAAGCCAGUCAUAAAUUAUUUUGAAGAGCUAAACAAGAAAAUUAUUUUUUGUUUUCAGAGACGCACUUCUUGAAUAACAGAUUAAUAAUGAUAGAUUUGUUUACC